Corythoichthys intestinalis (scribbled pipefish) is the source of this 583-nucleotide messenger RNA. Its product is annotated as chromo domain-containing protein cec-1-like. Lineage: Eukaryota; Metazoa; Chordata; Actinopteri; Syngnathiformes; Syngnathidae. Bases 71 to 583 code for a protein of 170 amino acids. The record is from RefSeq and is a predicted model, not a curated record. The transcript is spliced from 2 exons.
GCUAACAAAGGGCGCAAACAACGCACCUAGGAUCUGCACGUCGCCGAGCAAGCAAACAUCGAGUCCCAAAAUGUCAGAUGUCAGUCAGCUGCAUCAUCCUGAAUGCCAGGAGUCUGCUCGAAUGGAAGACGAGGAGGAGGAGGAAGAGUCGACAUACGUCAAGAAGGUGGAGGAAGAAUUCGUCCACAUUAAAGAAGAGCAGGAGGAGUAUUUCACUAGAGUUGAGAACCCCCACAUCGAGGAGCAGCAGCAACCUCAUCCGCUCAAAAAGGAGGAGGAGGACCCGCCAUAUGUUAAAGUGGAGGUUGUGGACAUCCCAAAGUGGACUGAAGAGACAUUUAAGGGUGAAGAUGAAGGUCUGAGCGAGGCCAGCAGAGGGGAGGAGCCUCCGAGUGGCAGCAGCAGCAGUUCAAAAGAAGGAUUCCAAGCAGACAACCUCAUCGCUCGACCAUCAGAGAGGGACAACUUUACAUCACGCUUGCUGUUCUGUGAGUAUCACGUUGCUCACCUUGAGGGGAGUAACUCGGUUGUGGUUAGCAUGUCGGGUAGCUGUCACGCCUCCUGGUUUAUUUAUGCACUCUGA